Messenger RNA from Sungouiella intermedia, 2604 nucleotides. Lineage: Eukaryota; Fungi; Ascomycota; Pichiomycetes; Serinales; Metschnikowiaceae. The record is from the annotation of a GenBank genome assembly.
AUGAACUCGCUGUUCAGCCACGCAGACCGUGGAAGUAUACGAACAUUAAGACUCACCGAUGCAUAUUAUGUGGACCGAGCCAUUUACGAGCCUGUGUUUGCUCCAGUCAAUAGAACCGUUCUGUUGAGUGAACUUCAAGAUGUAUCGGUUCAAGAGGCAGCAAUUACCAAAGAUCUCCUACACAGUCUCUUGGGGUAUGAGGGCAGCUACGUGCGGUUUAGUGACCGUUACAAUCGAAAAGUGUUGCACGAUAGGAUCCAUGGGCCCGACUUCAAGGUUGCAAAGCACUUGGAUGUGAGUCUCAAGACUAUCACAAAGAAGAUUCUUCGAUACGGCAAGUACUACUCGGGACUCAAGCUGUUUGCGGAAAUAUAUGAUAAUCCACAGUUUGGCCGUGUAAACCAGAGCUUGUGCUGGGAAAUCAGGAACUUUUUAGACCAAUUUGAAAAGCUAGUACUAACGUUUGAGGGGGCCUACAAUUACAAUGGCUCAUUCACCUUGAACCGCAUGGACAACGACAUCUCCACUAAGUGUGCAGAUACCAUGGUACAUCUCUACGAGAUUGCUUGUUCAGUUCACACAGAUACCGAAGACAGAAACCCGGAGUUUCGAUCGGCCCAGAGCCCUGAAGAGGUAGGCUUGUCCGACAAGUCCAAGGUGCCCAACUUCAAUGUUUUUCUUAAGUACAUACGGGAGGAUCUUCAUCAAACAGGUUCCAUAGAACUCUCUACUGAUACGAACAGGUUUGAAGUGUGCAAAGGUGGGCUAGUGUUGCAAAUCGUGGCUCGACGUAUUAGCCAAUAUAUGGGCGACGCUGUGUCGUUCAGAUUCUUGUCUCAACUCUUCGAUUCGAUCAGCAAACCGUACAUUGUUCUCUUAAACCAAUGGCUUGCUGAAGGUGAGAUUGACGACCCAUUCCAGGAAUUCUUCAUCAAGAAAAACGACCUUCCUACCAACAUCUUCUACUCAAACAUUGAAAAGCACUGGGACGAGCUUUACGUCAUAAAAGUUGAUGGCAUUAUGGAACAAUUCGAGAGCAAAGAGCUACAGACACAAGUGUUGGCUACGGGGAAAUAUCUCAACAUUUUCAGACAAUGCACGGGAAUCUCCAAGAUCAGCACCUUGCAAGAGUCAAACUUGGUCGCAGCAGAACCAAGACACAUAGAGAGUCUCUACUCGCAAGACUUGUCUAUCAAAGUGAAGCAGUUUUAUGAUAGAGCAAACAAUCUACUAUUGAGACUAUUAUUCGAGGGCUACGACUUCCACAAACUCAUGUCGUAUCUCCACCAAACAUUCCUCCUUAAGGAUUCAUCGCUAAUUGACAGUUUUCUUGAAAAGUCUUUUCAAGACUUGAGUCGAAACAAAUACCAUGCGUCUACAAUCAAACCUAUCAAGACAUACAAUGAAUUAUUUUUGAAGAAGAAGGUAUUUGAGACCGUUGAUAUCAAUGUUCCCAACGACUCCGUUAAAGUGGAAAUCCAUGAGGUAUUGCAGUACUGUGAAAAAUUCACCGUUGACAGCAAUAGCUUCUAUGAGAUGGCAGAGGAGAUCAUUAACAUCCGAUCUUUUGAUGUCGUUGACGACAUUCAAAAUGAUCACAACGCAUCCAGUGCGAUCAGCAGACUAGUAAGCAAGUCCUUGCAAAGAAGACCCAUUGACCUGUCGAGUUCAGGGGGUUCCAGAGGGCAAGAUCCAAUUGAUAACUAUACUAUCGCUGGUGUCAAUAUCGACAUUAAUUUCCCAUUUCCCUUAAGCUUGAUUAUUAGUGAGAACUUUGUAUUCGAGUAUCAGCUUCUAUUCAAACUUCAAAUGAUUCUUAAGUUUGCGAGCAAGUACACCGAGCAGUGCUGGAAAGAUAUUAACUUCUCGACGGUGUGGAAACAUAAGAAUUUUUCGAGACCCAUAAAAAAGCUUAUUCUUCGCUGCAGAGUAUUGAACUCUCGAAUGAGAAACAUGCUCAACGAGAUACAGAACUACUUAAACUUUACAAUUGUGGAGUCAAACUUCAAACAACUUGACCAAUCCCUCACUGAAUUCGAGAGAACAUCAAAGAAUGUUCCACAAGCUGCAGCAAACACCGAAACAACGUAUUCAUCUCAAUUAUUCCUGAGGCAUUUGUCCAAGAACAACGAUAUCUUCACUGAGAAGAUUCUAGCAUCUACAAAUCACCACCAGAACCAUUUGAAGACCACCCCAGAAGACAAUAGUAACGAAUUGAUUGAGUUGAGCAACAAAAUUGGCACCUAUUUGAGUAAUACAUUGAGAGACUCUAUGAUUACCAGCAACAGUAUGCUUACUUGUUUACGAGCCUUGUUGAAUGGGACAAUACAGUACAACAAUACGGUCAGCAGGCUCAAAAAAUCACUUAUUUCUAUGGACGAGGAACUUCUUCAAGCCUUCAGGCAAGAUUUCCCGGACAAAUUCGGACAGGUUGAGAUUUCCGAGGCACUAGUCAACUCGCGUAUUGCUGGACUCAGCGAGAUAUUAACAGGCCAUUGGAACCUAUUCAAUACGAACUUACAGGAGUUUCUUGAAUCACUUCGCAGCGUAGGAGCCGAAAAUGCUCUCAUGAACGUGCUUGUGGAGAAGUUGCAGGUUGUGUGA